AUGAACAGUAAUCCUGCCGUAGUUAUUGAUGUUGGGUCUGGACUUUGCAAAGCCGGUUUUGCUGGAGAAGAUAGUCCUAUUAGUAUAUUCCCUUCUAUUAUAGGACGUCCGAAAAACCCACAAAUGAUGCUUGGAGUAAAAAGACAAGAAUAUUACGUUGGAGACGCUGCUCAACAAAUGAGAGGUGUUCUAGCUCUUCAGUAUCCAGUUGAGAAUGGCGUCAUCAAGAACUGGGAUGAUAUUGAAAGGAUCUGGCAUCAUACAUUCUACAAUGAGCUUAGGGUGAGACCGGAAGAUCAGGCUUGCCUUCUUACGGAAGCCCCCAGGAAUCCAAGAAGUAAUCGAGAGAGGAUGUGUGAGGUGAUGUUCGAGAAAUUCGAUGUUCCUGGUCUUUACAUUGCCAUUCAGGCCAUCAUGUCCUUGUACUCUUCUGGAAAAACUACUGGAGCUGUUUUAGAUAUUGGUGAUGGGGCUACACAUAUGGUACCCAUUUACGAUGGUCACGGACUAGAUCAUUUAGUAGUGCGACUGAAUCUUGCUGGUCGGGAUAUUACUGAUUACUUGAAGAAUCUCUUGCUCAAAAGAGGCCAUAGCCUUGUGUCGUCGGCCGAAUUAGAGGUUGUUCGUGAUAUCAAAGAACGUCUCUGUUAUGUUGCCAUGGAUGUAAAUGAUGAGUAUGAAAGAUCACAGAUGGAUCCAAGCAUUGAAAGACAAUAUGAAAUGCCUGAUGGCCAACUCAUUCAAGUUUCAACAGAGCGAUUCCAGAGUCCUGAAGUGUUGUUCAUCCCUGAACUUAUUGGACGCGAAAUCUCUGGAAUCCAUGAUGUAGCCUACCGUGUUAUAGAAGGUUGUGAUGUUGAUCUUCGUCGAUCAAUGUACAAGAGCAUUGUUCUUUCUGGUGGAAGCACAAUGUUUGAAGGACUUAUUCCACGCCUCGAAAUGGAAAUUGCCCGACAGGUUCCAAGGAAUGUCAAAGUCAAAGUAAUAGGUUCAGAUAUGAGGAACUUCGCUUCUUGGAUCGGUGCUUCUAUUCUCGGUUCACUAAAUGCUUUCAAUGACAUGGUUGUGACCAAGGAGGAAUAUGAUGAAAUGGGGCCUGGAAUUGUCCAUAGAAAGUGUUUCUAA
This is a messenger RNA of Rodentolepis nana, 1125 nucleotides long. Lineage: Eukaryota; Metazoa; Platyhelminthes; Cestoda; Cyclophyllidea; Hymenolepididae. The record is from the annotation of a GenBank genome assembly.